Amyelois transitella is the source of this 1986-nucleotide messenger RNA. RefSeq names its product sodium channel protein Nach. The record is from RefSeq and is a predicted model, not a curated record. Gene Ontology annotation, cellular component: membrane. Gene Ontology annotation, molecular function: ligand-gated sodium channel activity. The transcript has 11 exons. Gene Ontology annotation, biological process: sodium ion transmembrane transport. The coding region runs from base 261 to 1850 and encodes 529 amino acids. Lineage: Eukaryota; Metazoa; Arthropoda; Insecta; Lepidoptera; Pyralidae.
CAGACUUCCUGAUCUUAAGUAGCUGAGUGGCCAAAUGUAGAUAAAAUAUACCUUUGAAACCUACUAUGCAGUUGUCACAAUAGGGUUAGUUUACAUUCGUAUUUACUUAUCGUUUAUUCUAUACGCUAGUAUGAAGAAAAUAAAAACUUUGUGCUAGCUUUUCCAGCGCAGAUUGUAAAAGGAUAUCAUGGACUGGUGCUGUCCCGGGCGAGUAUCUAAGCUACAAGGGGAAUUUACUUUUCAUCAUCAAAUAACCAGUCAUGGCAAAACCUAAACUUUGGUGGCAAGAGUACAGACGCAAGCAAUACAAGCUCCUCCCCGUGAGCAUAGAAUUGAUCCUGCGCAAGAGUGUCGGGGACGUCACCAAGGAGUACAUGUCUCAGUCGUCACUCUCUUGCGUUCAGCAAAUCGGCGAUUCAGGGAUGUCUGCCAAACGCAGGACAGUCCAACUAAUCUACUUCUGCUUUAUGGUCGCGUUGAUCACCUACGGCCUUUGGAACAUGGACACCAACAUCUUGGCUAAACCUCUGAUAGUAACCAUGGAGUCUUCUACCUAUCCCAUCGCAAAGAUUGACUUUCCAGCAGUGGCCAUCUGCAAUGUAAACAGGAUUAGUAAGAAGGCGAUGCACAAUUUUUCAGCCAGCGUAUACCCAUAUGUAGCCCUGCAUAACGAAUCUUUGGACGAGGUGAAGUGGUGGCACCACCAAUAUGGCCGGCUCCUGGACUUCACGUGGAACGAGAGUCUUAACACCCAUCCUUUCAUGAACAUACGGUCCAAGUACCAUAUCAAAUCUAGUGAGAUUUCCAAAUUGAUGAUGAGGGUGGCACCGAAAUGCGAGGAAAUUGUGCUAAGAUGUUAUUGGGCGGCCGAGGAGCACAACUGUUCGGAGUUGUUCGUGGUGAGACGCACGUUCAGGGGACACUGCUGUGUCUUCAAUUACGUGUUGGAUCACAAUGCUGGUGGCAGACCAGUAAAUACUAUAUCCGAAACGAAGCGGCAAGUGGAGCCAGGAGUGUCAGCUGGUCUUCUGGUAGUGCUGGAUACCAAACUUGAAGACUAUGAAUAUCCUUUACACAAUAUACAGGGGUUUGACGUAUUUCUCUUCAACCCUCUCGCGUAUCCAGACCCUUAUGUCGGCAGGAUAGUCCAUCGGGUGCUGGAGGUCGAUAAAUCAAUGUACAUGGAACUGAAGUCGGUGAAACAAAUAGCCACGGAUGAGGUCAGGAAAUAUCCUUGGCACACGAGAAACUGCCUGUUUCGAGAUGAGAACCCUAAUUAUGGGAACAUGUAUUCAUAUAGCACGUGCCUCAUUCACUGUAGGAUCAAGAUUGUGCAGUCCCUGUGCAAAUGUACCCCUUACUUCUUGCCGGCUGAUAUCGACGACACGGAAUUGUGUACUUUGGAGAAUCUGCGUUGUCUUAACAAGUAUAAAGAGAAACUCCUUUACAUUUACCCUUUAACUGGAAACACAGAAGGGCUGGAGGUGGAAGUGCAGGACUCCAUGUAUUGUCCCGACUGCCUACCAGACUGUGAGUUCACUAAACAUUCCACAAGAGUCUCCAAAUUGCCAUUGUUUAUCAGCGAAUGGCAAAACAAAGAAAUAUGGAGGCUCGCUUUGUCAAACACAAACAAGAGCGGCAAAAGCUUCUUGUCAAUAUAUCAGUCUACGACGGAUGGAGUCUUAGAUCGUCUGGACGUAGUCUCCUAUUGGUUCGAAAUACUCAGUAGCUUCGGAGGAUUCGCCGGUUUGGUCGUAGGCUUUUCACUCAUCAGUGUACAUGAAAUUAUAUAUUUCUUCAGUAUCCGCUUAUUUCAACAAAUCUAUGUUAACUUUAAACGUUAUCGUUAAAUAAGCUUAGCACAAAAGUUUUAUCUCUGUCUAAUUUAUUACUUAACUAGCUUUUACCCGCCGCUCCGCCCGCACUUAUUUAACGCCAUCUACAAAAAAAUAUUUUUUCAUUCUAUGGAAACCGGGAAUGAAUGGU